This is a messenger RNA of Solea solea (common sole), 3386 nucleotides long. RefSeq names its product F-box only protein 33. Gene Ontology annotation, cellular component: SCF ubiquitin ligase complex. The coding region runs from base 114 to 1601 and encodes 495 amino acids. NCBI's taxonomy places the organism in Eukaryota, Metazoa, Chordata, Actinopteri, Pleuronectiformes, Soleidae. The transcript is spliced from 6 exons. Gene Ontology annotation, molecular function: protein binding. Gene Ontology annotation, biological process: SCF-dependent proteasomal ubiquitin-dependent protein catabolic process; positive regulation of protein ubiquitination. The record is from RefSeq and is a predicted model, not a curated record.
UUGUUUUCACCCCGAGAGGAAGGACCUUUACCGUUCACACUUGCAGCUGUGAAACGGUUAUAACAUUUCGUUCACAGCUGGUCCGUUUCUUCGCAGCACCUUUCUUGCUCGCCAUGGCUCUGUGCGGGGGUGUUGGAGCCAUGGCUUUGCCCAGCGAGCUUAUCGUCCAUAUAUUCUCCUUUCUGUCCGACCGAGACAAGCUCCGGGCCUCGGCCGUGUGUUCGCGAUGGAGGGAGUGUCUCUUUUACCCCGCGCUGUGGACCGAGCUCAAACUGCGGAUAGGCGAUGGAUGUAAUGGCGGCGGCCCUGGCUCGGAGGAGACCCUACGGCUGGAGUUCCUCAUGCGGAAGUUUGGUUCUUAUGUGCGUGAGCUGCAGCUGGAACUCGCACCCAUUGAAAGCUACGUCAGCUCCCUGAACAACGAGCCGUCAGCCGCUCGCACGGACCAGUCUCCUGCACCCGGCAGCGACCCGCAGGUCCCCAACCGAUGGAAGGACGCCAUGGCCACCUACUUGGACCAGGUGCUGUGUGUGUUUACUGGCAUCCACAACAACAGAAACCUGCAGAAGCUGAGUCUGUACGGAGACACCUGUAUUCUCCAGCAGGAGGGACUGUUGGACAGCCCCAACCGGCACCAAAUUCCCCAGGGGGACAAAAAGAUCAACGAAAUCCAGCAGUUGUUCAUGGAGUUGCUGUCAAACAGCCGGCAGCUCAGGUGGUUGUCCUGCAGUUUCAUGCUGGGCUUGGUGACUCCCUGCUCAUUACCGUACCUGUCAAAUCGUUCUGCUGAGACCCUGCAGCACCUCAGUUUACUGGAACACCAGUUAGGUCCUCUCAUCUCACCAUCAGAGAUGGACCGGCUCUCUAACCUUACUUCUUUGGGUCUGGAUUUCUCUGACUUGACAUCUGAGCUUUGUGGUCUGCUGGCAUCUCCACGCCGAACUCCACUGCACCGCCUCUCCUUGCUGCUCAACGGUGCCGCUCUGGAGUUCAAACCAUUAGAUGGGACAGCUACAGAGGACAAUUGGAAGGCGCUGGUUCGUGUGAGUGCCAACCUGCGAGUGUACAUCAUGGCCCUGGAGGUUGACAGCUCCGUGCUCCUCAGGGUCCUAAAACCCAGCCUUCCCCUGGAGCGCCUCCACUUGGACAGUUACAGCACUCUGGUGACUGAUGCCACAUUGGAGCUCAUCUCUCAGCAGUAUAACAAAACGCUGACUCACUUCCUGCUCCUGAGGGAUGACCCUGACCUCCCUGACCUCAGUGUCAAUCGCAAUGAAGACCCAUUGGUCCUUUUAGCAUGGCGGUGCACUCGGCUAGCUGUUCUAGUGAUACAUGGUUACACUGUGUGGUCUCACAACUUGGUGGCCAUCUCUCGGCUCAGAGGCUCCAGUCUCCGCGUCCUCGGCGUCUCUGAGGAGAGCAUCGACUUUGACCCUGACCAGUUGGUGUGCAUGGAAGGGGACCCGGGCCAUAACUUGAUCAAGGAGGUCUCGCUGGGCCUGGGACGAGUCUGGCGCCCUUGCCUGGAUUCUAGCCUGAUUUUGCCUGAACCCUCCCAGCACUUCCAUCGCGAGCUGCACACCUUCAGCAUGGGCAUGUAGGCAAGGAUGGCAAUUCCAGCUCUUCACAGCCUAAGGUGUUGUCAAGACCAGGCCAGACCCAAGCAGGCCACAUCAGCUCAGGCCUCUGAACCAAAGGCCAAAAGAGCCAGACCCAAGUGAGAAACCUAAACUGAAUCUAUAAAGUAAAUUCGUGUGAGCUGGUUUUUGAUUGGGAAUUAAUUUUUAGUUCAUUUGUCUGUGUUUCUUUCAUUGGGUCUUUUAGUACACAAUCAAUGUUUUUCCAGCAGAUUUAAUGUCAGGCAUCUUGAUUAGUUGUUUCGCUGACAUCUUAUUUUUUUAUUGAAUAGAUUAAAUUUAAUAAUAAUAAACAAAACUUAAAUAUUCUUAAAGUCCCAUAUUCAGCUUGAAUGAGUCCGACUGAUCUUUUAGCACUGAUCUCUAGCCUCUUGUGUGGCACGGUCCAGUCUGGUCUGGUCUUGCUGACAACUAUAUAGAGCUUGAUGUCUCUUCUUCACUUUAAUAACCUCCAGAGCCUCUGUAUAAUGUUGAUUUUUUUUUUUCUUUUUCUUUUUUUUUUUCUUUUCUUUUUUUUUAUUUAACUGUUUUCCCCAUCUCUCAUCGCAGUGUAUAAUCUUGAUUUUUCUUCUGUGGGCGUUACCGUGUUGCCUGUAUAGGCUUUGUGUGUAUUUAAAUCUAGAUAUAAUAUUAUCCUGCUCACAGCUAGAACAGGCAGGCUGAGCGAUGAGAGGUGGGAUUUUGGGGCAAUGUGUGUACUCGGACACAAGCGAAUAGCUGUAGUUUUCUUUUGUUUUUUUUGUUUUUUUUCUAACCCUUUGCCCUUUUGACCAUCUGUCUCCCCCCACUCCAGCAAAGGUUAGAGAUGUUAAACUGAACGGUCGAUCACAUGUUGUGUAAAGCAACCAUUACUACUUCUCUUGCUUUGAAAGAGCACCUUGUGCGGUUGUCCACUAGUACCAGAGCCUUGCCAGCAAGGUGGGAAUCCCCACAACAAAAUGGCUGACAGUGGCUGGUGCUUAUUAGUUUUAUUGCAGUUGCAGCAACAGCCAUGUCAGUGCCAUGACUCAGAACAUCCUUGUUGAGAGAUAAGUGGUUUUAUUCAGGCCUUUGAGCACCUUGCUGUUGGUGUAAUGGAGAAUAUUGUUACAUACUUGCCACCAAUACACUGAACCCCGUGCUCACUUCUCAACAUGUUUGAAAAAAACGCUGCUAGUUGACUGAAAAGGGAGCCUCGUCCCCUAACGGAGCCAAACUAUGAAUAUUCAGCCUGUUACAGUACAAUACACUCCUACUGUGUUCUCGUCUGACCUGUGGUGAGCUGGUCAUAAAUUAUUGCAUUUUAUUUUUUUUUUCCUGUAAUCAGCAGAAAUAUCGCUGCUUUGUUCUCCUCAAGUGUUCUAGCCGGUAUCACAGGUGGUUCCAGAGGCCCUUUGUAUGAAAGUGUCCCAAGUCAUCAAGUCAAAUCUCGAAAAGUUCAGGGAUGUGUGUGAAAAUACAAAGGGCUCUGAGGUCAAAUAUACCUUUAAGCAGGUCUUUAUUAUUUUUUAAAGAGAGCGGAAAUGGCGCAUCAUUCCAUGAUGACAUACGUACAGUUUAUCUGUGUUUUGAGAUACCUCUGCGACUACUUUCAAAGGCCAUGCUCGAACAACACCAGUAGCCUGUAUGCACCACUUCCAAAGGUGGCAGAAGCCAGCAUCAAUUUAUGUAGGAAAACCGCGGUGGAGUUCAUGAUUAAGAAACAGGGAAAUGAAAGGAAGAGAAACACUGAAUGUAACUUAACUUUCAUUUAAGAUGGCCAGUUGUCUU